AUGUCAAUUAGCAUUCUGGGAGACGAAAUGGGUCUCGGAAAGACACUGCAGACUAUCACACUAGUGUGGACGUUGCUCAAACAGAACCCAUAUACAGGAAGUGGUCCUGUGAUCGGAAAGGCUAUGAUUGUCUGUCCAGUCUCCCUCGUCGAGAAUUGGCGAAAGGAAUUUCACAAAUGGAUUGGGCGCGACCGAAUCGGUAUCUUUACAGGUGAUUGCGAAAAGGUUGCUCUUAAGCAGUUCAUCAAUAGUCGGAACCACCAGGUCCUGGUCAUCGGAUAUGAGCGACUUCGAGGAGUAAUUGAAGAGCUGGCUUAUUGCCACCCUCCAAUUGGCCUCAUUGUUUGCGAUGAAGGACAUCGACUGAAGACAGCAGGAAGCAAAACGAGCCAAAUGUUCAAAGCAUUACGCACUCCUCGACGUAUCAUUCUAUCGGGGACCCCGAUACAAAACGAUCUCGGCGAGUUUCAUGCAAUGGUGGAGUUUUGUAAUCCAACUCUCCUCGACGAUUAUUCCGUCUUCAAGAGACUCUUUGAAGCUCCCAUUCUGGCAUCUCGGUUACCGGAUUGCAGUCCGAAGACCAGAGAAGCAGGCGAAGUUUGUGCCAUGCAUCUAAAGAGACUUGCGAAAUCGUUCGUCCUCAGACGCGAAGCCUCGAUAUUGUCCAAUUACUUGCCCCCGAAAUACGAAUACGUCGUAUUCAUCACACCGACAAAACUUCAACUUUCGAUGAUGCAGGAGCUCCUUCAUCCGGACCGGCUACAUUACUUGACUGGAAAUACUGCUAGGUCUUUGGCGCUUAUCCAAACUCUCUCCAAGCUUUGCAAUAGCCCGCUGCUCUUAAGGCACAAGGAGGAUGCUGAUGAGGGAUUGAGAGCAGCCCUUCGUCUCCUCCCACCCGGCGCAGCUCCUAGUGACGUUUCUCUGAGCGGCAAGCUUCAAGCUCUCAGCAGUAUCUUGAAGGAACUAAAGUCUACGACCGACGAUAAAUGCAUCAUCGUGUCGAACUACACAUCGACGCUGAACAUUGUGGAAGCCUUUUGCACGAAGCAAAGAUAUACCUUUUUUAGACUCGACGGGCAGACACCGCAGGUUAAACGCCAGGAGUAUGUGGACAAGUUCAACAAGUCUUCGCAAAACGAGCGAUUUUUAUUUCUGUUAUCCACCAAGGCUGGCGGUGUCGGACUUAACCUUAUCGGCAAGUCCCGAAUGCAUUUGCAAUUAUCAUUCUCACAGAUGUCUAGCCAUGACCUGCAAGCGAUGGCGCGCAUACAUAGAGAUGGUCAGAAGCGACCUGUCUUUAUUUAUCGGCUAUUGACCGCCGGCACUAUUGACGAGAAGAUUUAUCAACGUCAAAUCACGAAGAUCGGACUUAGUGAUGCAAUGAUGGGAAACAGUGUCAGAGGUGGCAAAUCCAAAACAGACUCGUUUACCAACAGAGAGCUGCGUGACCUGUUCAAUAUCUACCCGGAUGUGGCUUGCCAUACCCACGAGCUACUCGGAUGUGCUUGUGGAUCUCGCUCGCAACGCCCUAUGGAGUCGAGUGAACGCAAAUUCGUUCAGCCAGAUUCUGAUGAUGAAGACGAGCCAUUGUCGGUUGGAUUUCAGCCGGCGAACCAGGUGGACCCGGAUAAGCAAUCAAGCAAAGAAAUGAGAAGGAAGCGAGAGGCGCUCUCAUCUCUUGCGGAAUGGACACACAUCAAUUGUAUGCGGACAAGAGCGUCAGACUCAAUACAAGAUGCCCUCCUUCGUGGUCUGGUUCAUACACCGGCGGAGGUCUCGUUUGAUGACUCGGCACUGUGGGACGAGUCGGAUGGUCUAGAUGAGGAUGUGAAGGACGUUCCAGCCGGAACGAUCACCUUUUUGUUUGAACGUAUCACCAAGACGGACAUUUAG
Messenger RNA from Serendipita indica DSM 11827, 1896 nucleotides. NCBI's taxonomy places the organism in Eukaryota, Fungi, Basidiomycota, Agaricomycetes, Sebacinales, Serendipitaceae. The record is from the annotation of a GenBank genome assembly.